Molecule: messenger RNA, 2133 nt
Organism: Aedes albopictus (Asian tiger mosquito)
Lineage: Eukaryota; Metazoa; Arthropoda; Insecta; Diptera; Culicidae
Exons: 2
Coding region: 1-2133 (710 amino acids)
Source: RefSeq, a predicted model, not a curated record
AUGAAGGAGCUUUCCGGCGAUGAUGCGAGCGCAAAGUCGUAUUACUUGCCUCACCACGCUGUUUUGAAGCCAGACAGCACGACUACGAAGCUGCGUGUUGUUUUCGAUGCUUCCUGCAAGACGUCCAGUGGAAUCUCUUUGAACGAUGCCCUAAUGGUGGGACCCGUAGUGCAGGACAUGAUCGUGGACAUCACACUCCGGUUCCGUACGCACCGAUUCGCCCUCGUAGGAGACGUCGCUAAAAUGUACCGCAUGGUGCUGAUGAAUGCAGCCGAUCAGCAGCUGCAAAGGAUCGUUUGGAGAGACAGCGCUUCAGAGCCGAUCCGUACUUUCGCUCUCACGACAGUCACCUACGGUACAGCGUCCGCUCCAUACCUCGCAACGAAGUGUCUGCAGCGCCUGGCAGAUGAAGGGGAAAAGUCGCAUCCUGCAGCGGCAAAGGUCCUCAGAAAGGACUUCUACGUCGAUGAUAUGCUGUCCGGCGUAGACGACAUCGAAGAAGGCAAGACACUAGUUGGUCAGAUGGUAGAACUCCUGCAGUCUGCCGGAUUCUCCUUGCGAAAGUGGAAUUCUAACAGCAAAGAGUUGCUGUCAGUGGUGUCGGAGGGUUUGAGAGAUGAGCGCUCGAUUCUGGAGCUAGAUUCGUCUACCGCCGCCGUGAAAACGUUAGGCUUGACAUGGGAGCCUAGCACGGACUGCUUCCGAUUCAGUUCGCCGGCUUGGAAUGAGGCCGCGGAGAUUACGAAGCGUUGCGUCUUGUCUGAUGCGUCUCGACUGUUUGACCCGUUAGGACUGGUGAGUCCGGUAAUCAUCCAGGCGAAGAUCUUCCUUCAAGAUCUUUCGAAGCACGACUGCGAGUGGGAUGAACCGCUUAGCUCGCAGCUUCAAGAGCAGUGGCGUGAGUACAGGCGAAAUCUAGCAGGCCUAGACGGGAUUGCAGUUCCCCGAUGGGUCGGAACGAGCCGUAGCACCGAAACGAUUGAGCUGCACGGAUUCUGUGACGCGUCGAACAAGGCAUACGGCGCAUGCGUGUACAGUGGCUCCGAGAAAAACAAGAAGUCGCUGUCAACACCCCGCCUAGAGUUGUCCUCGGCACUUCUCCUCGCUCACCUGCAUGAGAAGGUCGCCAAGAAUAUCAACGCCGUCACCAAGUGCCACUUCUGGACAGACUCGACGAUCGUAGUCUGCUGGCUUUCAUCAGCUGCGAGAUGGAAGCAGUUUGUGGCGAAUCGUAUCUCCGAAAUCCAGCACAUUACGAAGGGAAGUGUGUGGAAGCACGUCACCGGUGAGGAUAACCCGGCGGACAUUAUUUCACGAGGAAUGAGUCCAGCACAGCUUCAGUACGAGUCUCGAUGGUUUAACGGACCGAAAUGGUUGAUGUUGGACAACCAAUACUGGCCCAAUUCGGCACAGAUCAACGAGGGUAGUCUCAACCAGGCAGACUUAGAGGAGAAAGCGAUUGUCGCGGUCCUCCCCGCCGUUUCCCCUAGUGAGAUCUUCGGACUUCGUUCAUCGCUGGUGGAUUUAGUUCGGCUGACUGUUCACAUUCGACGGUUCAAGUGGAAUUCAUCGCCGGCGGAUCGGUCCUGUCGGAAAGUAGGCUGCAUUACUUCCCAGGAGUACGACGACGCAGUCAAGGAGCUGGUGAAGCUUUCGCAGCGGGAAUGCUUUCCACAGGAGUUCGCGGACAUCGCUCGGCACGGGCAGGUGCAGGAUUCCUCCAGAAUUUCGAACCUCAAUCCCCAAUUAGUUGAAGGCGUAUUGUGCGUUGGCGGCCGGCUGAAGAACGCGGAUGUUCCGGAUGGCAGGAAGCAUCCGUACAUACUCGACCAUCGGCAUCCCUUCACGAAAAUCGUCGUAGUAUAUUACCACCGUAAGUACUUCCACGCUGGUCAACAGCAGACAGUCACGGCAGUUCGAGAGCGAUUCUGGCCAACAAGCGCCAGGAAUCUAGCAAGGCAGGUUAUCCACGAAUGCGUGCAGUGCUUUCGUGCGAAACCGAAAAUCCAGGAGCAACUGAUGGCCGAUCUACCCCCCGAGCGAGUCAGACCAUGUUUCCCGUUCCAGAAAGUCGGCAUCGAUUACUGCGGUCCGUUCCACGUGGUGUACCCGCACCGAUCAAAUGCUUCGUAG